Lindgomyces ingoldianus is the source of this 1410-nucleotide messenger RNA. RefSeq names its product high-affinity nicotinic acid transporter-like protein. Gene Ontology annotation, cellular component: membrane. Gene Ontology annotation, molecular function: transmembrane transporter activity. The record is from RefSeq and is a predicted model, not a curated record. Lineage: Eukaryota; Fungi; Ascomycota; Dothideomycetes; Pleosporales; Lindgomycetaceae. The transcript has 6 exons. The coding region runs from base 1 to 1410 and encodes 469 amino acids. Gene Ontology annotation, biological process: transmembrane transport.
AUGGCAGACGUCGACCACAAAGAAGUGCUUUCCAUAAGCGAAGAAAAAAACCAGCAGCUCACUCGAGAAUAUCUUCAACACGAUGAAUCUCCAGAAAGCAUUGAGGGGAGGAAACAAGAGGCUGCGCUUGUUAGGAAAUUGGACUGCUUCGUAGCACCCGUAAUGAUGCUUUUGAUGUUAAUUAGCUAUUUGGAUAGGGGGAAUAUUGGGUUUGCAGCGACCCAGGGCAUGACUAAGGACAUUGGGUUAAAGGGGACUCAGUUGAAUACUUCGGUAUCGGUUUUUUACAUCUUCUACAUUCUCGCCGAGUUUCCAACAUCCAUUCUCGUCAAACGCCUCCAAUUCAACCGCGUCAUUCCCGCCAUUACUUUCGGCUGGGGAGUAGUUUGUCUCUGCACCGGCUUCGUCCAGAACUUCGGGGGUUUAGUUACCACACGUAUCUUCCUAGGUUUCUUCGAAGGAUGUUUGUUCCCAAGCAUGACGAUCUUCUUGUGUAACUGGUACACGCGUGAAGAGCUCGGCGUCAGGGUCGCCUAUCUUUUUAUCGCAUCCGCCCUCUCAGGCGCGUUCGGCGGCCUCCUCGCCUGGGCAAUCCUGCAUAUGGAUGGCACAGCGGGAUGGCCUGGCUGGCGAUGGCUGUACGUCCUUGAAGAAGGCAUUAUCACCAUAAUCUGGGCCUUCAUAUGCAUCUUCGUAGUUCCCAAGAACUACGAAACUGCCUACUUCCUCAACGAUGCCGAGAAAGCGAUCAUGCGGCAACGUGCCGAGCGCACAGAAGCGUAUUCUGGUGGACGGGGACACUACACGAAAGCUGAUAUCAAGGAGGCGGCGAAAGAUGUUAAGAGCUGGGUGCAUGGGGUCAUUCAGAUUGCAGCCCAAUAUCUCGUCAUCCCUGUCAACCUUUGGGGUGCCGUUGUCUACGCAAUUGGUGCUUACCUCUCCGACCGCUACCGCACGCGCUUCCUUCCUCUAAUCGCCAUGGCUCCCAUUGGCAUCGCUGGAUAUGCAAUCCUACUCUCCCCUGUAUCAGCCGGCGUCCGCUACUUCGCAACCUACCUCAUUUCUACAGCGUGUUUCCUCUGUACUGGGGGCAACAUUGCCUGGCUAUCCGGCAACUGCGCCCCUGAUGGGAAACGCGCCGCGAGUCUGGGAAUCCUCCUUACGCUGACGAAUAUUGGCGGCGUGGUGAGUGGACAGAUCUAUCGGACUACGGCGGCGCCGAAGUUUACGUUGGGGCAUGCGUGGAGUUUGGGGUGUUUGGGGUUUGCGUGGUGCGGGUGGUGGGUAGUUAGGGCUAUCUACACGAGGAGAGAGGGUAGGAAAGAUAGGAAGUUAGAGAGGGGAUAUGUAAGGAGUGAUGGGGUGGGGAUGUAUACGGACCGUGAGCCGGAUUUUAGGUAUCAGAUUUAA